Drechmeria coniospora is the source of this 2964-nucleotide messenger RNA. Its product is annotated as L-fucose permease. The record is from RefSeq and is a predicted model, not a curated record. Bases 1 to 2964 code for a protein of 987 amino acids. The transcript is spliced from 2 exons. NCBI's taxonomy places the organism in Eukaryota, Fungi, Ascomycota, Sordariomycetes, Hypocreales, Ophiocordycipitaceae.
AUGGCAUCCUCCGUCAACGACCCCGAUCGCUAUGUCCCAAAUCGCGGGCCCGCCGUCUUUGCCGUGACGACGGCGACUCUCAUCCUCGCCUCCGUUUUCGUCGGCGCCCGCUUCAUCUGCCGCUGCUUCAUAGUGCGCAGGAUCACCUGGGACGACAGGAUCAUGCUUCUCGCAUGGCUCAUCGCCUUCUUCCUCUCCUUCACCAUCCUCCUCGGCGUUGUCAACGGCCUCGGGAAAUAUGACCAAGACAUCCCCGACGAUGACUGGGUCACCCUGCGCCGUUGCGAGUACAUCUUCUCCAUCCUCUACAACCCCGCCCUCAUGGCGACCAAGACGAGCAUCUUGAUCUUCUACCUGCGCCUGGCCAAGAACACCCAGUUGGUCCUGCGCUACGCCUCGUGGGCCACCCUCGUCGUCGUCAACGUCGCCGGCCUCGUCCUCACCUUCAUGAACAUUUUCCAAUGCAACCCCAUCCAAGCAGCCUGGGCCGCCUACCACUACGAAACGCCAUCCUGCAUCCCGCUCCUCACCGAGUUCAUCUGCUCCUCGCCCGUCAACGUCGUCACCGAUCUCGCCAUCCUCGCGUUGCCGAUACCCGUCCUCACCGGCAUGCGUCUCCCCUUGCGCCAGAAGACCAUCCUCAUCCUCACCUUCACGCUCGGCAUCUUCGUCACCAUAGUCGACGUCGUACGCAUCUACUACCUCCAGAGCGCCAUCACCGACGUGCCCACCGGCGGCACCUCGACCAAUCCCAACGCCACCUUCGGCGGCCAGGCCGACUUUGCCUGGAAUGCCUCCAUCUCGCUCAUGUGGAGCGCCGUCGAGGUCAACGUCGGCAUGACCUGUGCCUGCGUUCCCACCCUCAAGCCCCUCAUCCUCAAGCUCAUGCCCGCGAUGCUGUUCGACCAGCACGGCCCCAAACCCGCUGACGAGUCCGAGACUCAUUCGUCGCAGCAGCAGCAGCAGCAGCAUCGAGACGCGCCGGCGACGGCGCUUCCCGCCGUCGCCUGCCCUCAGCAGGCCCACCUGGCCAACGACCCCGAGCCCCCCUUGAGCUUCGGUGAGUUUUUGGCCAUGCCGGGCACUGUCUCGCCCGGCACAAACGUCAGCGAGGACAACAACGAGAGUGCCGUCAGCAACAACAGCAACGACAGCAACGACAGCCACGAGAACGACAACAACGAUGACGAUGACGACGACUAUGACUGGCUGCCAGAGGAUCCCGAUCCCAUAACGCAGACGCGCACGAACAGGACCCAUUCUACCGCCUGCACGGUCGAGAGCGGCGUCUACUUCGGCUUCGUCAACAUGACGAAGCCCAAGAGCAUGCUCAGGGCCAACGCGUCCGAGUCGUUCAAGUACUGCACCAUCGUCUCCAUCCUCUUCCUGCUCUGGGGCAUGUCGUACGGCCUGCUCAACAUGCUCAACAACGCCGUCGCCUUCGUCAACAACAUGAGCCCCGCCCAGGCCCUCGGCUUGACGACCGCCUACUUUGGUGGCGGCUACUUUUUCGGGCCCUUGCUCGUCGGCGAAUGGAUCCUGCGUCGGGACGAGCACAACCGCACCAAGCGGCACGAGAAGAACGAGGCCGAGCACGUCGGCGGCUUCAAGGUCACCUUCAUCGUCGGCCUUUGCAUAUACGGCAUAGGCACCAUCAUCUUCUGGCCCUCGGCCGUCACCAACUCGUACGGGGGCUUCAUGCUCAGCAACUUCGUCGUCGGAUUCGGCCUUUCCGUCCUCGAAGUGGGCGCCAACGCCUUCAUGGUCCUCUGCGGACCCCCCGCCUUCGGCGAGACGCGCCUCCUGCUGGCCCAGGGAAUACAGGGCAUCGGGAGCGUCGUCAGCGGUCUGCUGGCGCAAAAGGUCUUCUUCAAGGGAAUCGCCGACUCCAUCACGGACGGCGACACGGCCGACAGCAUGACCCUCAUCAACGUUCAGUGGGCCUACCUCGGCAUCACCUUGCUCUGCGUCGCCCUCGCCCUCUUCUUCUUUUACAUGCCGCUGCCGGAGGUGAGCGAUUCGGAGCUCGACGCCUUGGCGAAACGGCUUCCGAUCGAGCCCAAGAAGAGGAGCAUCGGCGGUCUGCAGCUGCGAACCGUGAGCUUGAUACUGGCCGUCUUCUCCCAGUACAUCUACGUGGCCUCGCAGGAGAGCAACGGCAUCUACUUUGGCCCUCUACUCGUCUCCAUCACCCGCUCCGACGACGGAAGCGGCCACGACGGCCUCGGCGGCUCAGACUCGCUCGAGCUGGACAGGCCGCCCGGGAUAGCGAUCGCCAUAUCGGACUACAUGCUCGUCGGCCAUACGGCCCUGACCCUCUCGCGAUUUCUCGUCGGCUACCUUACCUAUCUCUCGGUGCGUUAUCCGCAUCGGCUUCCGCAGCCGCGAACCUACCUCACCAUCAGCGUCGGCCUGUGCCUUGUCAUCUCCAUCGUUCCCGUCGUCCUGCACACGACGGACCCGAACAUCAUGGUGAUCCCGCUGUUGCUCUUCUUCUUCGCCGAAGGCCCCAUCUGGCCUUUGAUCUUCGCCAUCGGCCUGCGAGGCCAAGGCCUUAGGACGAAGAGGGCGGCCGCCUUCAUCACCAUGGGUGGCGCCGGCGCCGGCUUCUUUCCCUUCAUCAUGUACGGCAUCAUCAAGAAUGGCGGCAGCGUGCAGAUGGCCUUCAUCUUGAUCAUCGCCUUGCAAGCCGCCAUGGCCGUCUACCCCCUGUUUCUCGAGUUGUCGGGAGACGCCAGGCGGCUCGUCGACCCCUGCCGCAACGUGCGUGUCCCAAGGAGGCUCGAGGAGAGGCCGGUGGACGAGCAGGUGGCCGAGUGGCGCCGACGCAACGAAGCGCGGGAAAAGAGGAGUCUGCGGCACAAAGUAACGAGGAGCCUGGGCGCUCGAUUCAGCGGGAUGCGAAAGCCAUCAAUACCGCAGGGUGAAUCGGAACAUUUCGAGAGCGUGUCGAGCUCUCCAUGA